Molecule: messenger RNA, 348 nt
Organism: Rhinocladiella mackenziei CBS 650.93
Lineage: Eukaryota; Fungi; Ascomycota; Eurotiomycetes; Chaetothyriales; Herpotrichiellaceae
Product: 60S ribosomal protein L23-B
Exons: 2
Coding region: 1-348 (115 amino acids)
Biological process (GO): translation
Cellular component (GO): ribosome; cytosolic large ribosomal subunit
Molecular function (GO): structural constituent of ribosome; large ribosomal subunit rRNA binding
Source: RefSeq, a predicted model, not a curated record
AUGUCGUGCGCAGACAACUCCGGUGCGCGAAACCUGUACAUCAUUUCGGUUAAAGGUAUUGGUGCUCGAUUGAACAGACUCCCUGCCGCCGGCGUGGGCGACAUGGUCAUGGCUACCGUGAAGAAAGGAAAGCCUGAAUUGAGAAAGAAAGUUAUGCCAGCUGUUGUGGUUCGACAAUCAAAACCUUGGAGACGCCCCGAUGGUGUCUAUCUCUAUUUCGAAGACAAUGCGGGCGUCAUUGUGAAUCCCAAAGGUGAAAUGAAAGGCAGUGCUAUUACAGGACCGGUGGGCAAGGAGGCCGCUGAGCUCUGGCCCAGAAUAGCGAGCAAUAGUGGUGUGGUAAUGUGA